AUGGAUAAAGACAUCCAGCAUCCCAGGGGGAUCCUGUCUAAUCAAACCAUCUCUAACAUUAGCUAUUCCCAAUUUUUGAACUUUGAUACAUGCCAGCUUUCUCUCCUUGCAGAAUGCUUGCUCAUUACAGCCUACACUUUAGUUACAAUAGUGGGGCUUUUUGGAAAUCUUUGCUUGAUGAUUAUCAUAAAGAGACGGAAAGAAACUCAAAACGUGACCAACAUUUUGAUUGCCAACCUCUCUUUAUCAGACGUCUUGAUCUGUAUCCUGUGUAUCCCUGUCACAGUGGCAUAUACCUUAAUGGACUACUGGGUAUUUGGGGAAGCCAUGUGCAGAAUCAGUUCUUUCAUACAAAGUGUAUCUGUCACAGUCUCCAUUUUCUCACUGGUACUAAUUGCUAUUGAGAGAUACCAGCUGAUUGUGAACCCACGUGGCUGGAAACCCAGUAUUUCACACGCUCACUGGGGAAUCCUUUUCAUCUGGGGCUUUUCCCUCAUGAUAUCUACUCCUUUUUUAAUAUUUCACCAAUUAACAGAUGAACCCUUCAAACAUCUGUCUUUCCAUAGUGAUCUCUACAAGAACAAGGUUGCUUGCAUCGAAGCCUGGCCAUCCGUUACCCAGAGACUCAUUUUCACCACCAGUCUGCUGGUUUUCCAGUACUUCUUCCCUCUGGGGUUUAUCUUUAUCUGCUAUCUCAGGAUCUUUGUAUGUCUUAGAAAGAGACAUGGUAAAAUAGACAGGAUGAGAGAGAAUGAGAGCAGACUGAGUGAAAACAAAAGGAUUAAUAUGAUGCUGGUAUCAAUUGUUGUGACAUUUGCAGCCUGCUGGUUGCCUCUCAAUAUAUUCAAUGUUGUUUUUGACUGGAACUACGAGGCACUAAUGAGCUGUAAUCAUAAUCUAGCAUUUACAAUAUGCCACCUUGUCGCCAUGAUCUCAACAUGUAUCAAUCCCAUCUUCUAUGGGUUUCUCAACAAGAAUUUUCAGAAGGACUUAAUAGUGUUGGCUCACCGCUGCAGGUGCUCAGCCUCCCAAGAGGAGUAUGAAAAUAUUGCCCUGUCAAACCUGCAAACUGAGGCAUCUAAGGGGUCUCUGAGAUUAAAUAAUCCCCCUGUGGAUACCUAA
Chaetura pelagica (chimney swift) is the source of this 1122-nucleotide messenger RNA. RefSeq names its product neuropeptide Y receptor type 6-like. Gene Ontology annotation, biological process: G protein-coupled receptor signaling pathway. NCBI's taxonomy places the organism in Eukaryota, Metazoa, Chordata, Aves, Apodiformes, Apodidae. Gene Ontology annotation, molecular function: neuropeptide binding; neuropeptide Y receptor activity. The record is from RefSeq and is a predicted model, not a curated record. Bases 1 to 1122 code for a protein of 373 amino acids. Gene Ontology annotation, cellular component: plasma membrane; neuron projection. The transcript has a single exon.